AUGAAAACCUCAAUCACAUUAGCCUUCUGUCUCACUCUCUCCUUAAUCGGAGCGCAAGCCAAAGUUCCCGUUGACAAGCAAUUCCGAGUGGUCAAUGAAGGAGACUACACCGACUAUAAUCCUAUGGAAUACAGUGCAGACGUACGUGGCUUCCAACCCUUCAACGAAAACUUCCGUCUCUGCUUCUACAACACAACUCCAAACGCAUACACUCUCGCUCUAAGACUCGGAAACAGAGCCCAAGAAUCAACUCUCCGAUGGGUCUGGGAAGCAAACAGAGGCUCUCCGGUCAAAGAAAACGCGACGUUGACUUUCGGUGAAGAUGGGAACCUAGUACUCGCUGAAACCGAUGGUCGUGUGGUGUGGCAAACGAACACAGCUAACAAAAACGCAGUUGGUAUCAAAAUCUUGGAGAAUGGCAAUAUGGUAAUAUACGACUCCAACGGGAAGUUCGUAUGGCAAAGCUUUGAUUCACCCACCGAUACUCUUCUUGUGGGACAGUCUUUGAAAGCCAACGGUCAGAACAAGCUCGUGAGCCGAAAGUCUCCAUCGGUCAACACAAACGGACCUUACAGUCUCGUGAUGGAAGCCAAGAAGCUAGUUUUGUACUACACGACAAACAAAACGCCAAAACCAAUCGCUUAUUACGAAUAUGAGUUCUUUACGAAGAUAACUCAGUUCCAGUCAAUGACAUUCCAAGCUGUGGAGGAUUCGGACACCACGUGGGGUCUACACAUGGAAGGUGUGGACUCUGGUUCUGAGUUCAACGUCUCUACUUUCCUCUCGCGGCCUAAACACAACGCUACGUUGAGUUUUCUACGGUUAGAAUCAGACGGAAACGUUAGAGUUUGGAGUUAUAGUACGUUAGCGAGUUCCACCGCUUGGGACGUUACAUACACGGCGUUUACAAACGCUGAUACUGACGGUAACGAUGAGUGUAGAAUCGCUGAGCAUUGUGGUGAGUUUGGUUUGUGUAAGAAAGGACAGUGUAACGCUUGUCCUAGCGACAAAGGUCUUCUUGGUUGGGACGAGGCCACUUGUAAGACUCCGAGUCUGACUAGUUGCGAUCCCAAGACGUUUCAUUAUUUCAAGAUCGAAGGAGCUGAUAGUUUUAUGACUAAGUAUAACGGAGGCUCGUCGACGACGGAGAAAGCUUGUGGGGACAAGUGUACGAGAGAUUGCAAGUGUUUAGGGUUUUUCUACAAUAGGAAGAGUUCGAAGUGUUGGUUGGGUUAUGAGCUCAAGACAUUGACUAGAACCGGAGAUGCUUCCCUCGUUGCUUAUGUCAAGGCUCCAAAUGCUAACAAGAACUCAGCUCUUGCCCUUUGAAUGAAGUGUCAUCAUCUACUUGGUUUGUUUGUGUUGUCGAUUUGACGAAAAAUAAGUGCUACAUUGUCAUUUGUUUUACCUUCUUAAAAGUUGUUGCUAUUAUUUUUAUCUUAUUUUAAAACUACAAGCUGGUUAUCAAGCUAUCUCUUAAUAAAACGAAGUAAAGUUCAUC
Molecule: messenger RNA, 1501 nt
Organism: Eruca vesicaria subsp. sativa (arugula)
Lineage: Eukaryota; Viridiplantae; Streptophyta; Magnoliopsida; Brassicales; Brassicaceae
Source: the annotation of a GenBank genome assembly